AACCAUUUUCUUUUGUGAUGAAAUAGGUUCAGGCUUUGGAAAAAUCCUACAUAAUUACCUUAGCCAUAGUUUUACCAAUCAUAGUUACCAUAACAUAAGUUUUAAACAAAUAAUUAAACAAAUUAAAAAUUCAAACCUGGACAAUUAUUAUGCUUUAGUUUUAUUACUAGGUAACAGCAUUGGUAUUACCAAAAAGGACAUAGUGGAUGGUGUCAGCACCUUAUUAAAAUUAAACAUAGGAAAGCUGAUGUUAUGUGCUUUUCCCUACUCUGAUACUCUGUCAGAGGUUGAAAAUAAUCAUAUUUUUAAAUUGAAUAAUACUAUUCACAUGUUGACAUGUCGUCAUAGUGACAAAUUAUUAUAUUUUGACACUAAUAAGUUUGUUAGUGGUUCUAAGUUAACUCAGAGAACUUUAUCUCUGUCUUUUGAAUGUAGACGGUUGAUUGCUAUGUUGAUAGCAUACAAUAUUAACAAGGUUAUAGCUAAUAUAACAAAUUCUAGGAUUAGUGACGAGACUGUGUUGCCUAGUUACACUAACAACACAGUGAUUGAUAAUAUAUCUUUAUGUUGUACGAAGGAGGGUCCACCUAUAAUACCAACAUACUUGGAGGCCAAUACCAGUCAGAUAGAGUAUACUCUUCCUGCUGGAACACAUACCUUAGGUUAUUCUACAACUGUAGAGGUCACUCCGGAUAGUACUUUAAACUAGGCUGUAAGACAACAGAAGUUAACCGUUUAAAUAAUCAAUUAUUAUUUGUGGAUAAUAAAAAGGUAUCUUCUGGCAAUUUAACAUGUUUUAAUAAACCAAAAGGAAAGCAACAUACUUUAAGAUUAUUUCAUCAGAAUAUUCAAGGUUGCUCUUCCAAAUUACUGGAAAUAGAAAUGUUUUUAGAAAAAACCAAGUUCGAUAUUAUUUGUUUAACUGAACAUUGGUUAAAUGAUCAUCAGAUAAUGUCUAUUAAUUAUGAAAAUUAUUGUGUAGUUAGCUAUUUCAGCCGGAAGUGUAUGAUACACGGUGGAUCAUUAAUAUUAAUCAAAAAUUCUGUUAAAUCUAAAGAAAGGAAAGACAUUAUCAGAUUGUCAGUUGAACAUUCUAUAGAAUUGUCCUGUGUCGAGCUCGAUAAGCAUGUUGUAGUAUGUGUUUACAGACCUCCGGGCUAUCAGAAUCUAUCUGUAUUUGAUUCUGUAAUGGAAGAUGUGUUAAAAAAACUUAGUACUAGUAGUAAAUCAAUCAUCAUAAGUGGUGAUUUUAAUAUUAACUUAUUAGAAACAAACUCAAAUAGUAUCAGAUUAAUAAGUCUUUUUAAAUCAUUUAAUCUGUCUAAUGUUUUUAUGGAACCAACUAGAGUGACAGCUUCUUCUGCCACUUGUAUAGAUAAUAUUUUUUGUAAUUGUGAUUACUUACAUAAAGAAAUUGUUAAUAAAUUGCCUUCUGAUCACAGUGGACAAACAAUAACGUUUUGUGCCUACAUACCUGUACAAAAAAUUCAAAUAAGGUAUAGGCCAAUUACAUGUAAAAAUUUAGAGAAAUUAAAUAAUACCUUGACCAGUAAAUUGUGUGUUCAAAACUUUAAUAAUAUUUGGGACCCUAAUGAGUUCUAUGCGGAGUUUUUUACCUUGUUAAAAUCGCAAUUUAAUGACAUUAAUCCACAAAAGACAAAAAGUAUUUACACCAAGUUCUUAUUUAGUGAUUGGGCGACUCCAGGUAUUCGUAAGAGCAGGGAUAAACUUUUUGAACUGUAUGGCCUAAGGCAACAUGUAAAAAAUACAAACUUUCAUCAGCAUGUUGCGAAAUAUUCAAAAACUUUUAAAAGUGUGUGCAAAAUUGCUAAAGCACUUUAUAUUAGUAAUAAAAUAAAAUCAGCGGAUGACAAAAUAAAAACUACCUGGCAAAUAAUAAAUAAUGAAACUGGUAGAAAAAAACAGCGUAAUACUUUAAUUUAACUUAGAGACUGCACAUGGCCCAAUAAACUCAAAUGCAGAAAUAGCUCAGGAAUUUGAAAACUUUUUUAUCAAUAUUCCCUUUAAAACUACCGAAGCUUUAAGUUCAUCAUCCGCACUUUCUUUUGCGUUACUUACGAAGAAUGUAAGGGCAUGCCCUACGGAGUUUCGAUUUCAAUAUACAAACCCCCAGGCUGUUAUAAAAGCUUUUAAAGAUCUUAAAAUUAAAUCUACAGAAGAUCUUUGGGGAUUGUCUGUAAAAGUCUGUAGUUCUAUCAUCGAAACUAUUGCGCCUUAUUUAGCUUUCAUAUUUAACACCAGCAUAGACCAAGGAGUCUUUCCGGAUCUCAUGAAACACAGUAAAGUAGUUCCGUUGUUCAAAUCCGGUGAUAGUAAAGAACCCAAUAAUUAUAGACCUGUGUCAAUUCUGCCAGCUCUCAGUAAGGUGUUUGAAAAGUUAAUGCUCAAUCAAAUGUUAUGUCACUUUAAUAAAAACUCCAUCUUUCAUGAACAACAGUACGGUUUCACCAAAGGGCGUUGUACAACUGACGCCGGUGUCUCCCUAAUCAAGAACAUUUUUAACGCCUGGGAGGAAGCACAAGAUGCCAUUGGAAUCUUUUGCGACCUUUCGAAGGCGUUCGAUUGCGUAAACCAUGAGACUCUUCUGCUGAAACUUAAUCACUACGGGAUUAAGAACAAAGCUCUGGACUUACUAAGAUCUUACUUGAAAAACAGACAGGUUAAAGUUCAGGUUAACGGCAUAAACUCGUUAGGGUCUGAAAUUACAAUGGGCGUUCCUCAAGGUUCAAUAUUGGGUCCAUUCCUCUUUUUAGUAUACAUAAAUGAUUUACCCCAAUUAGUUCAGAAUAAACCGAAGAUGGUGUUAUUUGCAGAUGACACAUCAUUGAUUUUUAAAGUAGAUCGACGGUCACAAAAUCGUGACGACGUGAAUAACUCUAUUCUUCGGGUCCAAAAUUGGUUUACGGUAAACAAUUUGGCACUGAAUGAUAAAAAAAACUAAAUGUAUUAGAUUUACGUUGCCAAAUGUUAAAAGUAAGGAAUGUGACAUAAUGUUGAAUGAAGGAAAACUGGAAUUUAUUAAUCGAACGGUUUUCCUAGGCAUUACGCUAGACGAGAAGUUACAAUGGGGACCUCAUAUCACAUCUCUUGCGGGGCGGCUGAGCUCAGCCGUUUAUGCGGUUAGAAAGAUAAGAUAUUUAACCAAUGUAGAAACUGCGCGUUUGGUCUAUUUUAGCUACUUUCACAGCAUAAUGUCUUACGGCAUUUUACUGUGGGGUCGGGCUGCUGACAUAGAAUCCAUUUUUAUUUUGCAAAAGAGAGCGGUCAGAGCCAUUUAUAAUCUACGUCGUUGCGAAUCUCUCAGGGAACUAUUUAAAAAGAUUAAUAUUAUGACAGUACCUUGCCAAUUCAUUUAUGAAAAUAUUAUGUAUGUAAGAAAGAAUCUACAUCUUUUUAGUAAAAUAAAUGAAAGACAUAAUUUUAGUACUAGAAAUAAAGAUAAAAUAGCUCAACCAUCUUUCAGAUUAGCCAAAGUUCAAAAUUCAUUUAU
Molecule: messenger RNA, 3511 nt
Organism: Pieris napi
Lineage: Eukaryota; Metazoa; Arthropoda; Insecta; Lepidoptera; Pieridae
Exons: 2
Coding region: 883-1944 (353 amino acids)
Molecular function (GO): catalytic activity
Source: RefSeq, a predicted model, not a curated record